UCUUAUUUUGAUACUUUUUUUAUUAUUGUUAUUUUUUUUUGGGUACCUUAAUUCACCUUUUUUUUAAAAUUUAAAAAUAAAAAAAAGGAAAUGGAUCAGAAUUCAGUUUACCAGUUAUUUGUUGCUACAUAUCAUCCUGAUCCCAAUGUUCAUAAGCAAGCUGAAUUGAACAUUAGAAAUAUUGAAGCGAAUAAUGGAUUCUUACCUAUUGUAUUACAAAUCCUUGCCUCAGAAGAACUUGAAUUAGGUGCUCGUCAAGCAGCUGCCAUCUAUUUCAAAAACCGCUUAAACAAAGCUUGGGAUGGUGAACGUGAAUCAGCUGUUCCUAUUAAUAAUGAAGACCGAAACAUGGUAAAGCAGACUAUUCUUCAAGCUUUAGUAACUGCUCCAAACCAAGUUCAAGUACAACUUACAUCCACCUUAAAUACUAUUUUAACAAACGAUUUCCCGGAUAAUUGGCCUAAUUUUAUUAGCGAACUUGAAAGACUUUUGACUUCAACUGAUGUCCGAUUGAUUUAUGUUGGUUUGUUAGCUUUACGUGAAGUUGUUCGAGUUUACCAGUGGAGAACAGGAUCCAAACGUGAGCCAUUUAGACAAUUAGUUAAAUUAACUUUUCCUGUCAUUCAGACUAUUGCCUCUGGUCUUAUUAACAAUGACAGUAUUGAAGCAGCUGAGAUCCUUAAGCUGGCACUCAAAAUUUAUCAUGCUGGUAUUCAAGCUGAACUUCCUAAAAGUCUUCAAGACCCAAAUUCCUUAGUUCCCUGGGGUACCCUUUUCUUGCAGCUUAUUGAGAAAAAAAUUCCUAAUGAAGUAUUACCUGCGGAUGCAGAUGAACGUGACAGAUAUCCAUGGUGGAAAACGAAAAAGUGGGCCUAUCACUGUCUUAACCGUCUCUUCUCCAAAUACGGUAAUCCUGCCACUAUGCCUCGUGGAACACCUGAGUAUAGCGCCUUUGCAAAACAAUUUUCAGCUAAUUUUGCACCCAAUAUUUUGCAAGCCUAUCUUGGUCAAAUUGAACUUUGGAUCAAAAAGGAAAUAUGGAUACCUAGUAAGUGUUUAGCCUUGACAUCUUCCUUCUUUGCUGAUUGUGUCAAGAAUAAGACAACAUGGCAGUUACUGAAGCCUCAUGUGGAGACAUUGGUAGCUCAUUUCAUUUUUCCUCAACUCUGCUUUUCCGAUGAGGAUCAAGAACUUUGGGAUGAGGAUCCUGUUGAAUUUGUACAUAAGAAAGUCGAUCCUCUUGAGGAUUUCCAUUCACCUCAAACAAAUGCUAUGAACUUUUUGAUUGACUUGGCUCGUGACCGUAAAAAGUAUACCUUCAUGGGGAUCCUUAAUUUUGUUAAUAGUGAUGGUGCAAUGUGUAUGAUUGGUGGUUUAGCCUAUCAGGUCCUUCAAAAAAAGUCUCCUGUUGCUAAUAUGAUGGAACCUUUCUUUGUCACUCAUGUCUUUCCAGAAUUUAAGAGCAAAUAUCCCUUUUUAAGAGCUCGUGCUUGUGACUUGACUAGACAUUUUAGCGAUUUAGAUUUUAAUAACGAGCAAAACUUAGCUACCUUGUAUCAAAGUGUUAUUGAUUGUAUUCGCGAUACAGAAUUAGCUGUUAAAGUCCAAGCUUGUCUUGCUCUUCAACCUAUGAUUCGCCAUGAAAGUGUUCGUAAUGCAAUGGCACCCAACUUGCCUUUUAUCAUGCAAGAAUUAUUGAAUUUAACAAAUGAAAUCGAUAUCGAUACAUUAGCAAACGUGAUGGAAGAGUUUGUAGAAGUCUUUGCUGAGCAAUUGACACCCUUUGCUGUUCAGCUUUGUACUCAAUUACGUGAUACUUUCUUACGUAUCAUGGAAGAAUUGAAUCAGAGUAAUACAUUAGCAAACGCAGAUGAUGAUGAAUUUACAGGUGAUAUUGAUGAAUUAAGUGACAAGACGAUGGCUGCUAUGGGCGUUUUGAAGACAAUUGGUACUUUAAUUCUUAGUCUUGAAAGCACGCCUGAAAUUCUUCAACAAUUAGAAAAUGCUCUUUUGCCUGUUAUCACCUAUACCCUGGAAAACAGAAUAUUGGAUCUCUAUGAUGAGAUCUUUGAAAUUAUUGAUUCCUGUACCUUCUCUGCUAAACGAGUAACUCCCACAAUGUGGAGUGUCUUUGAGCUCAUUUAUGCCGCCUUUAAGGAUUCAGGUAUUGAUUAUAUGGAAGAAAUGUUGCCUCCACUUGACAACUAUAUUUCCUAUGGUAAGGAUGUCUUUGUCAGUAACGAGCACGUUCAGCACAUGAUGUUCGAUAUCAUUGAUACUGUAAUGAAGAGUGAUCGAGUUGGAGAAAAUGAUCGUAUCUGUGCCUGUAAAUUGAUGGAAUCAGUGUUACUUAACUGUCGUGGGCAUGUUGAUAUGUGUGUUGCACCUUUCCUCAACUUGGCCUUCCAAUAUAUCUUUACAGGAUCUAUGAAGACAACUGAAUUUAAAGUUCAUUGUAUUGAGGUCGUUGUAAAUUGUAUCUAUUAUAAUCCUGCUCUUACCUUACGUAUUCUCGAAGAAAACAACUGGACUCAAGGCUUCUUUACUCUUUGGUUCAAUACACUUCCCAAGUUUUCACGUGUCCAUGAUAAAAAAUUAGUAAUUGUCGCACUCUGUGCUCUCUUGGAAUUACCUAUGGAUAUGAUUCCAGCCACACUCCAAUCUGGGUGGUCUCAAAUUUUGGCCUGUAUGGUUAACGUCUUCCAGACUUUACCCAAGGCUAUGGAAAAUCGUGAAAAUAUGGAAAAAUUAUAUGGCUCCUUUGAUGAUGACUUUGAAGAUGACUUGAAUGGCUUUGAUGCCGGUAGUGGAGACGAAGAAGAAUUCGAGGAGCUCGGUGAAGAUGAAGAUGUUCCUGAUGAAGAUAAUGAAUAUCUUGAAUAUUUAGCUAGUCAAGCUGCACAGCAUUCUGAUAACUUUAGUGAUCUUGAGGAAGACGAAGAAGAGAUGGAAGAAGAGAUUUUGUUUGAAUCACCUUUAGAUGAAAUUGAUCCUUAUGUUCGAUUUGAACAAGUAUUUAGAAAUAUGCAACAAAACAACAGUGCAUCUUAUACCCUCUUAACAAAGGAUUUGAAUGCUGAACAACAGAAUCUUAUUAUGACUGUCUUAUCUACUGCUGAACAACAUCGUACUGCUGCCACUACUACUACUACUACUACUACUGCUGCAACUGCUAAUUAGAUCUUUUUUAUUUUUAUUUUUAUUUUUAUUUUUAU
Cokeromyces recurvatus is the source of this 3215-nucleotide messenger RNA. RefSeq names its product armadillo-type protein. Lineage: Eukaryota; Fungi; Mucoromycota; Mucoromycetes; Mucorales; Mucoraceae. Gene Ontology annotation, biological process: protein import into nucleus. The coding region runs from base 91 to 3180 and encodes 1029 amino acids. The transcript is spliced from 6 exons. Gene Ontology annotation, molecular function: small GTPase binding. Gene Ontology annotation, cellular component: cytosol; nuclear envelope. The record is from RefSeq and is a predicted model, not a curated record.